AUGGAGAGAGAAGUUGAAGGAGUGAAGGAGAGGAAAGAAUCUGGCAGAGUGGCAUGGGAAAAAUUCAAACCUGAUAGGACAGUCCAGAACUUCAUAGAGCAAAUGAUUGAUGACAUGCCGGUAAUUCAGACUGCCAGCAGGGAGCAGUACGUUCUCAAGCUGUGUCACUCAGAAGAGUUUCUACAGAAUGCUCAGACUUUGGACAGCCAUGAAACAAUUCAGAUGCACCAGAAGUUAAGCACUGAGAUCCAGUUAAUGUUAAUGCCGCUUGGUUCUUAUAAAAGGCACUUAGCUCGCACUGAGGAAGAUGACAGGUGCCUGUUUCAUCUAAACCAGCUGUUGGGGCGAGCGUAUGUAUUGAAUACAUCAAGACAAAGCCUUGAAGCAAGCUUUAAAAAAUAUAGAGAUGAAGUGGACCAGUUGGUGAAAAGCAAGUUUGGCAGCAAUGUGAAGAGUAUAAUUAAAGAAGCUCAGACAAUUUGUACAUUGCUCUCAUUCGUGGAGACAAACGAAAUAACAAACGCCAUUGAACAGCUCCAAACAAUUCAACCAGGACAACUGAGUCCCAAGGAGAUUUCCGACAGUCAAGUGGCUGUGGUAGCACUCUCCCAGGCUCUCUGCAGACUCACCCAAAUCUACUUCAGAAGCUUUAAUUCAGACUUCCAGAUAGGGGAGGCCCUGUCUAGUCCUCCAUCGAAAGCAAAACACAAUCCAGACCCGCUCAGAUUCACUGUCCAAGCAGCCUACCGGCUUCCACUGCAGUGGACUGACAGCUAUGAGUAUUUUUCUGUGUCCUGUUCCUUGACGUAUGCAGGAAAGGAAUUAUGUAAAACAAAAAAGACUGAGAACUUUUCAAUCGCAAAAUCAUUUUUCCACAGUGUAAAAUGGAACAAGAAGAUCCCAUUCCCUGUGGAGAUCCGCAGCCUGCCCUGUGAAGUCAUGUUGAUACUGAGGCUGUUCGGCUCCAAGCAGGGCAAAACGUCAGAGCCCCUAGCAUGGGCAGCCCUGCCUUUGUACACCAAGCAGACACUGGUGCAUGACACCAUGCUGAUCAGUAUGGUUCAGUCUAGUGAUCUGCCUCAAGUUGUGUUUCCGGGAGCAGCUGAUAGCCAGACCCAACCUGCAGAGGUGAUCCUUCAGCUUGACUUCCCGGGGGCCUCGAAGCAGGUUUUUGAGAGACCUGCUCCUGCUCCUUCUCCAAUAGAUCCCUACAUGACUGUUCCCGGAGAGGCGCUUGUUAAAAAGAUCUGUCAGGUGUCUGAAAAACAGUGCAUCACCCUCCUCUCGGAAAACGAAAAGCACUUUCUGUGGAGCAGCAAAUUUUUUUGUCACAGCGGCAUUACAUACCUGCCUCUGGUGCUGGGCAGCGCGCCGGACUGGAGCCCCGAUACCUUACCGGACAUAUACAGGGUUCUGGAGAGCUGGACCUUCAAGAGCCCACUGGAGGCACUGGCACUUCUUACAUCAAGUUUUCCAGAUCAGAAGGUUCGUGAAACUGCUGUGCGGCAGAUUGAAACCCUCUCUGAUGAGGCGAUGGAAGAGUGUCUCCCGCAGCUGGUCCAGGCUUUAAAGUUUGAGUGGGAUCUGGAAAGCCCCCUGGUGAAGCUCCUUCUUGAGAGACUGUUGAAAGAUAUCCGGGUUGCUCACCAGCUAUACUGGCUGCUGGAGGAUGCGCUGGACGACCUGCAUUACAGGAGCUGGUAUCAGAAAAUCUUCGCUGGCCUCCGCUUCUGUACUGGGAGUGCACUCAGACUGGAGCUCCAACGCCAGAGGAAGCUGGUCAACGUCUUGGCAGAGGUGGCAGAGAAAGUCAGAACAGGGGAUAAGCAAAAGAGAACGGAUAUCCUGAACAAUGAAAAAGUCCUACUUGCCCAGUACUUUCAGGCAGAGAAACUGUGCUCCCUUCCACUGAACCCUGCUGUCCUGCUCCAGGGAGUGGACUGUGGUGAAUGUUCAUAUUUCACUUCUAAUGCUACCCCUCUCAAGGUCUCUUUUAUCAAUGCUAAUCCUCUGGGCAAAAAUGUCAAUGUGAUUUGCAAGACGGGAGAUGACCUGAGACGGGACACAUUGGUGUUGCAGUUUGUCAGAGUGAUGAACAGAAUCUGGCUGCAGGAGGGACUGGACAUGUGCAUGGUUAUCUACAGGUGUAUGUCAACGGGAAAAAGGACAGGCUUAGUUGAAGUGAUUCCAGAUUCCAUAACACUAGCCACAAUCCAACAAGAAUGUGGAAUUAGUGGACCAUUGAAGGAAGGUACACUGAAGAAGUGGUUUCACCUGUGCAACAAAACAGCAGAGGAUUACGAAAAGGCUCUGGAGAACUUCCUGUACUCGUGCGCUGGGUGGUGUGUCGUCACCUUUGUCUUGGGCGUCUGUGAUCGGCACAACGACAACAUCAUGCUGAAACCUACCGGCCACCUUUUUCACAUCGACUUCGCCAAAUUCCUGGGGCACGCUCAGAGGUUUGCAAAUAUAAAAAGGGACCGUGCUCCUUUCAUUUUCACCUCGGAGAUGCACUACUUUCUCACGGAAGGAGGCCGGAAUCCUCAGCGUUUCCAGCGCUUCGUUGAGCUCUGCUGUCAGGCCUACAACAUCAUCAGGAGACACACCCAGUUCUUGAUGAGCCUGCUGGAGCUGAUGCUGACGGCUGGCAUGCCAGAGCUGAAAGAUAGUCAAGAUCUCCAGUAUGUGUGCAAUAACCUCAGACCCCACGAGUCUGACCUGGAAGCAACAAGCUUCUUUACAAGUAAAAUAAAAGAGAGUUUGGAGAGUGUUCCUGUGAAACUGAACUUCUUCAUUCACAGUAUUGCACAAGGAGCAUCCAUAGGGAGGGAAUCCAGAGUUGUUCAGCCAGCUGUGAAUCAAACUAACAGAGCAAUUCGAGAAGCAUCCAUUCUGGGCUAUAGUGUAAAGGGCACAGACAUUCUUUAUUCAAUGCAAGUAAAAAUAGAGAAUGGAGUUCUCAUGGCCGAGAAGACGUUCAGUCAGUUUGGUCAGCUCCAUAAGAACCUGCAGAAGCACUUUGUGGAAUCUGCUCUUCCACAAUUUCCCUCCUGGUAUCGGUUAUCAUUCAUGCCCAGCAGACGAAUGAAAUUGCUGAAUGAUUAUCUGAAGGAGCUGUUCACUGGGCCGUGCAGAGGUAGUGAACUCGUCUGCAGCCUUUUCCUGGAUGGUCCUGAGCAAGCCAGCUUACUAAAACCUACCCCACGAGGCCAUGGGAUGUUCACAUCACACAUACAGCUGUGUAUAUCACAUGAAGAGAACAAGCUUGCUAUACUAGUGAAGCACAUUGAAAAUAUUAAAUGCCCAGACGGUUCUGCUCCGGAUGCCUAUGUUAAAACUUGCCUCUUACCAGACCCUGGCUAUGACACCAAGAAGAAGACAGGAGUGGUUAAACACAACUUCAACCCAACGUUCAACAAGCUUAUUGAAUACAGGGGCAUUUCUUAUCUGCAGGGUCGUGUUUUGAGCGUCACAGUGAAAAGCAGUCAGACAUCAAUCGCAGCCACAAACAUAUCUUUGGGUAAAGUGACUCUCAAUCAAGAUGUGUGGUAUCCACUGGGGGAAUGUUCAGUUUGACCAGCACUCCACAAGCACUAGCAGUUGCAGUGUUACCUGAUCUAGGUAGAUAGACUGGGUAAUAGCUUGUCCAGGAUCCUGAGAAUGAAAACUCCAGCCCCAUUGACAUGCUGUAACAAUGGGUUAUUUAAUACUAAAUCAUUUAUAACUGAAUAAAACAAAGCAUAGCUCAUAAAAUCACACUUCAUUUCUAGAUAAAUUGUACACUUAGUCAAAGUAGAGGUUGUCAAGAACUGUUAUAAUAUCUAUCUAUCUAUCU
Polyodon spathula (Mississippi paddlefish) is the source of this 3835-nucleotide messenger RNA. RefSeq names its product phosphatidylinositol-4-phosphate 3-kinase catalytic subunit type 2 gamma (gene pik3c2g). The record is from RefSeq and is a predicted model, not a curated record. Bases 1 to 3576 code for a protein of 1191 amino acids. NCBI's taxonomy places the organism in Eukaryota, Metazoa, Chordata, Actinopteri, Acipenseriformes, Polyodontidae. Gene Ontology annotation, biological process: phosphatidylinositol-3-phosphate biosynthetic process; cell migration; phosphatidylinositol 3-kinase/protein kinase B signal transduction. Gene Ontology annotation, molecular function: phosphatidylinositol binding; 1-phosphatidylinositol-3-kinase activity; 1-phosphatidylinositol-4-phosphate 3-kinase activity. The transcript has 31 exons. Gene Ontology annotation, cellular component: cytoplasm; plasma membrane; phosphatidylinositol 3-kinase complex.